AAUAUUUUUCAGAAUGGUAAACCCAAGCCGUCCAGUUCUCCUGCCGACCGAACUCGCGAUAUCAUAGCUGCUCGUGCUGCUCUCGAGUUCCGCGACGGAAUGUAUGUUAAUCUCGGUAUUGGAAUUCCAACGCUGGCACCCAGUUAUAUACCCGAUGGUGUACAUGUCCACCUUCAGAGUGAAAAUGGUGUUAUAGGAGUGGGUCCCUAUCCUCAGAAAGGUCAAGAGGAUCCCGAUCUCAUCAAUGCAGGAAAGGAAACAAUUACAUUGACCAAAGGUGCCUCUAUAUUUGGAAGUGAGGAGUCGUUCGCUAUGAUUCGAGGAUUCACACAUGGAUAUCACGAUUCUUGGCGCUCUACAAGUUUCUCAGUUUGGAGAUCUCGCGAACUGGAUGAUACCUGGCAAAUUAGUGAAAGGAAUGGGUGGAGCCAUGGAUUUGGUUUCUGCUCCGGGAGCUCGUGUGAUUGUCACCAUGGAACAUUGCUCGAAGAAUGGCGAACCCAAAAUUCUACCUCAUUGUGA
Molecule: messenger RNA, 522 nt
Organism: Cooperia oncophora
Lineage: Eukaryota; Metazoa; Nematoda; Chromadorea; Rhabditida; Trichostrongylidae
Source: the annotation of a GenBank genome assembly